This is a messenger RNA of Drosophila bipectinata, 376 nucleotides long. RefSeq lists its product as uncharacterized. The record is from RefSeq and is a predicted model, not a curated record. Lineage: Eukaryota; Metazoa; Arthropoda; Insecta; Diptera; Drosophilidae.
UGUCUCUUGAUCGAUCCACAUCUUCUGCUCCGACAUGGCCCAGAAUCCCCAAGCCCUGUACUUUGCCGUGGGUCCUGGCAAAAACGAAAUUACUUGUCCCUACUGCCAGGCGAAGGCCAAGACCCGAGUGGUGCGAUCGUGGCGGAGUUUUUGCACCAAACGGCACCACUGUGGUGCCUGUGGGGAGUACCUGGGCGUCUACCGCCGCCCACAGCUGUAAACCAUCAUAUGGGCUGCCGGAGAAUCAUCACAACCACAUCACCACACAGUGAAAAGUCUCAGAAAAUGGGUCAUUAAUUGGAUACAUGGAAGAAUCUUAAAGUUGCCAAAAGUUAAUAUUUAUUAAAAAUAAAAAAAAAAAAUUAUUAAAUGCCAA